Messenger RNA from Cotesia congregata, 522 nucleotides. The record is from the annotation of a GenBank genome assembly. Lineage: Eukaryota; Metazoa; Arthropoda; Insecta; Hymenoptera; Braconidae.
AUGGGCUUCCUUGAGAUACUGAUAUUCUUUGCUGCGUAUUUGGAAUCCUCGACGGGCUUCCGAGGGCCUCAUCAUCCCAAAAGUUCUGUUUCUCAUCAUCAUUAUACUCCGCAGGGUGAUAUUAAACUGACUCAGGACUCGGAACUUCUUCAUGACACUGCGCAUUUAGUUGAAGACAUGGGUACUGAUUAUGCUGGAUUGUCUUUGGACACGAUGAGCGAAGAUGAAAUAGAAUUUUAUUUCUUCAAGAUGCACGAUAAAGACAACAAUACAAAACUGGACGGCCUGGAGAUACUCCACGCUCUGCAACACACAUAUCACACAGAAGAAGACUAUAACGAAGUAGACGACUAUAGCCAAGUGGACAAGAUCCCCAUGAUCAUUAAAAUGGUAGACAGAGUCUUAGAAGAAGACGAUCUAGACAACGACGGAUACAUCGAGUACUUUGAGUACGUUCUAGCGAAAGAGAAAAAAAAUAGCAGCGAGAAGAGCACCACUCUGGAAUCCUUGAACUUGCAAUAA